Molecule: messenger RNA, 324 nt
Organism: Serpula lacrymans var. lacrymans S7.9
Lineage: Eukaryota; Fungi; Basidiomycota; Agaricomycetes; Boletales; Serpulaceae
Exons: 1
Coding region: 1-324 (107 amino acids)
Source: RefSeq, a predicted model, not a curated record
AUGUUCAAGGAUGAAUACCAACCUGGAGAGCUUGUUCUAGUGGGGAAUACUCAGGUUGAAAAAGAGCUGGAUCAUAAAGCAAAGCCUUGUUACAAUGGCCCUUAUGAAGUUGUGCAAAGUACUAAAGGAGGAUUAUACAUUCUAAAAGAAAUAGAUGGAUCAGUAUCACAAAGAGGAAUUGCAGAAUUUUUCCUACUUCCCUAUUUCCCCUGCCACUCCAUGCCUCUCUUGGACAAGCUGGAUGACCAUGAUAAAGACCUAGAUGAACCAGAAGAUGAACCUGACUAUGAGCAUGACGACUCAGAUGAUAAAGAUAAUGAUUAA